AUGGAUUCUCACGCCAACACCAACGACUGGGAGACCUACCUUCGGGGUCUCACGCCCUGCCAUUUUCCCCGGUUCGGCCGCCCAAAUACGGAUUCGGGCUCGGUUGCUCGCAUUGAAUCCGCCCCGGUGCAAAUCGACGGAGCUCGCGAAGACGCGGCGCUGCAGCAGCUCUCGGCCGACGACGUGGACGGCCUGGGUGCUGUCCUCGCCAUCGCGUGGGCGCUGCUGUUGCGGUGCUAUACCGGGCAGGACGACACCUGCUUUGCGUUUGAGCACGCGUUUGCUGUGGGUCACGACGACGGGGACCAAAACCGGAACCGGAGACAGAAGGGUCCGCAGGUGGCCCGUGUGGUUGUCGCCGACGACGCCGGCAAUAUUGCCGGGGUUGUGGGGCGCGCCAAGACGGAGCUUGCCGGCUCCUGGACCCGGGCCCCACCCCGGUUCGUCGCAACCGAAAACUCGGAUCUGUCAAUGUUGGACAGUGCGGUGGUGCUGUGGAGCUCCGUUGGGCGAUCGACGCCGUGCCCUGUUUUGACACCGCAACACCACAAAAUCCGGUUCCUGGCCCAGCGAGUGGGUCACGUCCACAACGGCAUCAGCCGCAGCAACAGCCUGAAGCUGUCCCUGGAAUGGAACGGCGACGCGCUCGGCAUGUCGGCCGUACAGGGUGCGCGGGUGGCCAGCACGCUAGGCGCCAUCCUAUCCGGCGUCCUGUUGAGCCCGCCCGAGACGCCAUUGAGGGAUCUGACGUCGUCGUCCACGACGAUGAUGAGCGCGGCCAACGCGCAGCAGGUCCAGGCGUGGAACGAGCGGCAUGCGCGGCUCGACCCGGUCGCGAGAUGCAUUCACGAUGUGAUUGCGGACCGCGUGCGGGAUCACCCUUAUGUGCAGGCUGUAUGUGCGUGGGACGGAUCGUUGACGUUCCAGGAGCUGGAUGCUGUUUCGGGGCGGCUGGCAGUUUGGCUGCAAAGCUUGGGCGUCGGGCCUGAGGUUUUGGUGCCGCUGUGUUUCGAGAAAUCGAAAUGGACCGUGGUCGCCAUGCUUGCCGUGAUGAGGGCCGGUGGUGCUUUUGUCCCGCUGGACCCAUCCCAUCCCUUGGACCGGCUCAGGGGGCUCUGCGAGUCCGUCGGAGCCAAGCUCGUGCUUUCCGCGGCGCACCUCGCUGAGAAGCUUGCUGGCGUCGUCGACACAGUGUUGCCGAUCGACCAGGAGACGAUUGCCCAGGCGACCAAGGGCAAUGCGCAGACCACACUGGUUUCCAAAGUUCGCAGCACCAAUGCUGCUUAUGUGAUCUUUACAUCCGGUUCUACCGGCAAGCCAAAGGGCACCCUGAUCGAGCAUCAAGCGUUCUGCUCGAGCGCCCGCGCGCAUGGCCCGGGGCUGCGGAUCGACGGGACGUGCCGGGUGCUGCAGUUCGCGGCGCACACGUUCGACGCCAGCUUGGUGGAGAUCCUUACGCCGUUGAUGGUGGGCGCGUGCGUCUGUAUCCCGGAUGAGCACGACCGACUCAAUGACCUGGCGGGAGCUAUCAACCGGAUGAAGGUGGACCAUGCCGUGCUCACACCGUCAUUCAUUAAUUUCCUCACCCCGGCCACAGUGCCCGGGCUGCGGCGGUUGGUGUUGGCGGGCGAGGCCAUGUCCCGGACGCACGUCGGGACGUGGUCUCACAUUGAGUUGGUCAAUGGCUACGGCCCCGCGGAGAGCUCCGUCGCGGCGGUGGUCAACUCGCGCGUUGGCCCAGACUCGGAAGCCACCGACAUCGGCAUGCCCUGCGGUGUGCGCGUCUGGAUCGUCGACCCGGAAAACCACAACAGGCUCCUCCCUGUUGGCUGUGUCGGUGAGAUGCUCCUCGAGGGCCCGAGCCUGGCGCGGGGGUACCUCAAUGACCCGGUCAAGACGGAGGACAGCUUCAUCUAUGGUCCAGCUUGGGCCGAUAGUUCGGAGCGUCGGUUCUACAAGACGGGAGACUUGGGUCGGUACAACUCCGAUGCGGGGUCUCUCAGCUACGUCGGGAGGAAGGACACCCAGAUCAAGCUGCAUGGACAGCGUAUCGAGCUGGGUGAGAUUGAACACCAUCUGGCGGUUGACCAGGCCGUUCAGCACGCAUUGGUGCUCCUCCCGAAGAAGGGGCCUUUGGCGAAACGUCUGAUCACUGUGGUUUCGCUCUCUGAUCCGGCUGUUGCGGCUGCUUCAGCUUCUGCGUCCCAGUCAGGCGAUGCCGUUGGUGUCAUGAAACUGACCAAGACGCCAUCGUUGACGGAGCCCGUUCUCGAGAGCAUCCGGACUCGCCUCGGAUCGCGUCUUCCCGCGUACAUGGUGCCGUCGACCUGGUUGUGCGUGGAGAGCGUUCCGAUGUUGGCGUCGCGCAAGAUGGACCGCAAGACAGUGUCUACCUGGGUAGACGCCCUGACGGCAGAAGAAUGCCAGGAGAUGAUCCGGGCCCAGCACACAACGACCACCUCGGCGGGCCCGGAGGACAACACCCCGCUAAGCGAAGUGGAACGCACGCUCCGCGACAUCUGGAGCGCGGUGCUCAACUUCCCCGCGGACCAAAUCUCCGCCAGCGACCGUAGCUUUCUCAGUCUCGGCGGGGACUCGAUCUCGGCCAUGGCAUGCACCAGCCACGCCAAGAAGGCACGACUAGGCGUGUCAGUGCAGGAUGUCCUCAAGGCCAAAUCCCUGAGGCAGCUUGCGGCCGUGGCCAAGGUGACGAGCGCGCCGACUGAGCAGCAGGUCGAGGGCGAGGAGGCCGCAGAGAAGGCGGCGUUAAAUCAGCCAUUUGCGCUGACGCCUAUCCAGCACCUGCACUUUGCGGUGAGGGGUGGCGUCCGUGGCGAUGCUCACUUUAACCAGAGCUUCUGCCUGCGCCUGGCCCGGCCGGUCAAGGAAGAUGCGGUCCGGGAUGCGAUUCGGGUUGUUGUUCAACGGCACGCGAUGCUCCGAGCUAGGUUCGCACAAGAGGAGGAAACGGGAGAGUGGAUGCAGUUUAUCACCUCCGAGGUCGAGACCUCCUACCGACUCCGCGCACACACCAUCGCGACCCGAGCAGACUCGGACACAGGCAUGGCCAGCGCGCAGUCUUGCCUCAAUGCGCGGACGGGCCCGCUGUUGGCCGCCGAGCUGUUUGAAGUCAGGGAUAAGCGCCAGCAGAUCCUGUUUAUGACGGCGCAUCACCUGGUCAUUGACCUGGUGUCGUGGCGCGUGGUCAUGGAAGAGGUCGAGGAGUUGCUGGACAACCCGUCGUCAGCGGCAAUUCCUUUCCACCGUUCUCUUUCCUUCCGCAAGUGGGCCGCUCUUCAGAUCGACGACUGCUCCGGCAAGUCUUUGCGUGAUGUCCUCCCUUGCGCGGACGACGUCCCUGAUUCGCAGUUUGCCUACUGGGGCAUGCAGGAUAGGCCGAAUCAAUAUGGUGAUGUAGCCUGUGAGGGGUUCGACCUGGACCUCGACACGAGCAAUGUGCUGCUCCACGAUUGCCACACUCCCUUUACAACAGAGGCCAUUGACCUCCUCCUGGCUGCCCUCAUCUGGUCGUUCCGAGCUGCCUUUCCCGACCGGAACCCCCCGGCCAUCUUCAACGAGGGCCACGGGCGUGAACCGCCAAAAGACGACAUCGACAUUGCGCGGACUGUCGGCUGGUUUACCACACUGUUCCCCGUGGCCCUUUCAUCCCCCACCUCUCUGGCCGACGCACUCAUCCAGGUCAAGGACCUCCGUCGGCGCGUGCCGGGUAACGGACGCAACUACUUUGCAUCCCGAUUCCACACGGCCGAGGGUCGCAAGGAGUGGAUGCCGCGACACCAAAACAUGGAGGUGUCGUUCAACUUCCUGGGCCGGUACCAGCAGCUCGAGCGCAAGGACGGCCUAUUCCAGCCAGCCGAGGGCGCGACCAUGGCGGGCGAAGCGCACGCAGGCAGUCCUACGGCGGACUUUGGUCAGCGGGCGCCGCGGUUCUCGCUGUUUGAGAUCUCGGCCGUGGUGGUGCAGGGCGUGCUGCGGUUUGGGUUUGCGUGGAACGGCACAAUGCAGCACCAGGAGCGCAUCCGGCAGUGGGUGAACAACUGUCGCGGGGUGCUUGUCGAAGCGGCUGCUACUCUCCCGCAGAUGCAACGCCGGACUACCGCAGGUGACCUCAACUUGAUUCCCGGACUGUCAUCGGCGGAUCUGGCCGUGUUUGAGAAGACCAAGCUGGCUCUUCUCACGAACGGCCAAGGCUGGGAUGCUGUCGAGGAUAUCUACCCGACUUCAGCCAUCCAACAGGGGCUGCUGCUCAGUCGGACCAAGGACGACAGCGGGAGCGUCUACGCCGUCCGUCGGGCUUUUGAGGCCAAGGUCGGCGAGAAGGGCCGUGCUGUUGACGUGCAGCGUCUAGUGCGCGCGUGGAAGCAAGUGGUGCAACACCAUGCGCUACUGCGAACCGUCUUUGUUGAUGCCCUCAGCCAAGCACAGGCCGGCAGCCACGACCAGGUGGUUCUCCGGGAUGUCGAGCCACCCAUGGCCGUCCGCCAGUGUUCCGAUGCUGAGGAGGUGCACGCGCUUGUCAAUUCUCUCGAGCCCAUGGACUACGCAGACGAGGCACCGCAGCACCGUCUUGCUGUGUUCCACAGCCGUGACACUGUCGCCUGCGUUCUCGAGAUGAGCCAUUCCAUCAUGGACGGCGCUUCCAUGGAUAUUCUUCUCCGCGAUCUCGGCCGGGCCUACCAAGGCUCUCUCUCGAAAAACCCCAAGCCCCUCUUCCGUCCGUUCGUGGCCAGUCUGCAGCAGCGCAAUCUGCAGUCCGACGUGGCCUUUUGGAAGACGCAUCUCUCCGGCGUCGACGCGUGUCACUUCCCCGUGCUCAACGACGGUGUCAAUGUUCCUGAGGCCAACAAAGCGCUGCGCACCCUCCGCGUGUCGUUCCCUGGGCUCGCUAAGCUCCAAGCUUUUUGCAGCGCGACGGGGUUCACCCUGCCGAAUGCUUUCCACGCUGCUUGGGCUCUGACGCUGGGCUGCUACACGGCUACGGACGAAGUGUGCUUUGGGUACCUCGUCUCGGGUCGUGAUGCAGCUACUAUUGAGGGCUCGGAAGAUGCAGUCGGACCGUUCAUCAACAUGGCCACGCAGCGGGUCAAACUCGAGGCCGAAUCCUCGCUUUUGCGCCUGCUCGAGACUGUGCAGAAGGACCUGUUCGAGUGCAUGCCGUAUGCGCAGGUGUCGCUGGCCGAGGUGCAGCAUGGUCUGCAGGUGCCUGGUGGGAUGUCGCUGUUCAACACGUGUAUUUCGUAUCGUCGACGGGAGCCAAACUCUCCGUCCAACGGCAUCAGCGAGGACGGGCUGGUCUGUGAAGACCUCGGGGCGAUCCACGACCCGACAGAGUACCCGAUCUCGCUUAACGUCGAGACAGACGACCGCGGAGCAGACAUUGACCUUGACUACUGGACCGAUGCGGUCGCCCCGGAACAGGCCGAGCAUGUGGCCGCUACUUUCUUGCAGGCCCUACACAACAUGGCCGAGAACGGACACGCCGACACACCUCUUUCCAAGCUCGACAACGUCCACGCUACCAGCAAGGACCGUAUUUGGAACUGGAACGCCAACAUGCCAGCCACGACACAAGACUGCUUGCAUCACAGAGUCGAGCAACAAGUGGCUCUCCGGCCACAGUCACAAGCCAUCCGCGGCUGGGACGGCGACUACACCUACGCCGAGAUGAACGCCGCGGCCAACCGUCUUGCGCGGCACCUGAGGUCGCUCGGUGUUGGCCCGGAGGUGCUGGUGCCCGUGUGUCUCGACAAGACGUCCUGGACAACCAUCGCUAUGCUGGCCGUGCUCAAGGCUGGUGGCGGUGUGGUUCCGCUAGAUGCGUCGCACCCAGCCUCGGCGCUCGAGGGCAAGGUUGAGGAUGCUGGCGCGAACGUCGUCGUCGCGUCGGAGGCUCGCGCGGGCAUGUUUAUCAACAUGGUGCCUUCUGUCGUGGCUGUCGGGUCGGCGCUGCUGGCUAGACUCACUGCGAGAGGCAUCCCUGAUGAUGGCUCUAUCGACUCGGGGGUCACCCCCGAGAACCCGGCCUUCAUCAUGUUCACCUCGGGCAGUACAGGAAAGCCCAAGGGCGUGGUCCUCUGCCACCACGCGCUGGUCUCGAGCUGUCUCGCCCACGGCGCGGCUCUAGGUCUCGGCCCACACACCCGGUUCCUGCAGUUCGCAGCCCACACUUUCGACAACAGCAUCGAGGAGAUGUUUACCAACCUCCUUCACGGCGGGUGCGUGUGUGUGCCCUCGGACGCCGACCGUCUGGGGGAUCUCCCGGGGGCUAUCGCCCGGCUCAACGCCAACUUCAUGGAUCUCACUCCAACGGUGGCUGCUAUGCUGCGGCCUGAACAGGUGCCCUCGAUCCGGGGCAUGGCCGUUGGUGGUGAGGCGCUGACGAGGGAAGUGCUUGACGCCUGGGGCGGUGUCAUCCCCGUGCACAACCAGUACGGUCCCAGCGAAUGCUCCAUCAACUCGGCGCACAAAUUGCAUCUCACUGCGGACGGCGACGUCGGCAACAUUGGAAAGAGUGUCGGCAGCGUGUCGUGGGUGGUUGACCCGAAGAAUCAUGACCGGCUGGUGCCUGUGGGGUGUGUCGGAGAACUGGUCAUCGAAGGGCCCAUUCUCGGACGGGGGUACCUGAACCGACCGGUCGAGACGACCAAGGCAUUUAUCGAGAUGCCAGCCUGGGCUACCUUGGAUCCCUAUCACGCCCACAAGGGUGACCGUCGCAGGAUGUACAAGACGGGCGAUCUAGUGCGGUACAACUCGGACGGCUCGAUUAUCUACCUCGGCCGCAAGGACACUCAGGUCAAGUUGCACGGGCAGCGGAUUGAGCUGGGUGAGAUUGAGCACCACGUCAAGUCGGCAUUGCCGGCGAGUGCGCAGUCGUCUGUCGAGCUGAUCGUGCCGGCAGAUGGGAAGAAGGCGUUGGCUGUUUUUGUCUUAUUGCAAGAUGACAACGACAACGACAAAGACAUCAACAUCCUCCCCAUGGACGACAAGUCCCGCAGCCUGGCCCAGUCCGUGCUGUCCUCUGUAGCAUCCCAGGUGGCCGCUUACAUGGUCCCCCGCCUGGUCUUCCCCGUCUCUCGAAUGCCGCUGACCUCGUCCGGCAAGCUGGACCGGCGAUGCCUGCGGACCAUGGCCCAGGACUUGGCUCUGGACAAGAUGGCCGAAUACCGUCUGGGCAUGGAGACCACGGGCGGACGAGCUCCGGAAACGCCGAUGGAGAAACUGCUGCAAGAGCUGUGGUCCUCGGUGCUGCGUGUGCCGGCCGCGUCCAUCACGGCCGACGACAGCUUUGCCAUCCACGGCGGCGAUUCGGUCGGGGCCAUGCGUCUGGCUGCGUCCGCAAGGCAGCGCGGGGUGGUCUUGACUGUCGCGACUAUCUUUCAGUCAGCUAAGUUGUCUGAUAUGGCGGCUUCUCUGGCUGCUAGCAACAACAACAACAACGUCGGCGCAGUGGCUACAGUCGAGAGUUUCCCCAGCCCUGUUGAGCCCUUUUCGAUGAUCAAGGGAACUCCAGCUCAGGCUGGGGAACUUCGCCAGCAGGUGGGCGCGAUCUGCCAGCUUGAUGCUGAGUCGAUCGAGGACAUCUACCCCUGCACACCUCUGCAAGCAGGUCUCGUCGCAGCCUCACAACGACAACCCGGCGCCUAUGUGGCCGUCAACUGGUACGAGCUACCCUCCAAUAUCGACCUGGCCCGGUUCCGGCAAGCCUGGCAGGAGGUCGUCGACUCGGAAGCCAUCUUGCGUACGCGCGUGGUGUUUGUCGAGGACCUCGGCUUCAUGCAGGUUGUGGCGAAGACCAAGAUCGAGUGGACUACGUCUCUCACCGAGGAGUACCGUCACCUACCCCCUCACGACGGCGGUGUUCUGACCCGGUACACCAUCGAGAACCACGCUACGCAGCAGCGGCCGAGGUUCGCCUGGACGGCCCACCACGCGGUCUACGAUGGCUGGAGUCUACCAGGCCUUCUCAGUCGAGUUGAGGCCCGAUAUCGCAACCCGGGAACGCCUGUCCCAUCCGUCCCGCAUUACUCCCGCUUCGUGCAACAUCUGGAGUCUCUCGACGCGUCUGUAUCCGACAAAUUCUGGAGCGACAAACUGUCCGCCCCUGGCGCGACACACUUUCCCCAGCUCCCUCAUCCUGGGUACCGCGUCCAGGCUAUGACACAGGUUACUCGGGCCAUUCAGUUUACCAAGCCCAAGUCCACACUGUCCACGGCCGCCCUCCUCCGCACAGCCUGGGCCCUCGUCGUCUCACUAUACGCCUCUUCGCCCGACAUCGUGUUUGGCGAAAUCCUCAACGGCCGUGACGUGUCUAUGUCCGGUAUCGAAGACCUCGUCGGGCCUACCCUCGCUUCCGUGCCCCGGCGCGUGCGCAUCGACCGCACUCUGACCAUCCAGCAGUUCCUCGCGGAUGUGCAGGGUCAACUGAACGACGUCACCCCGCAUCAGUUUGCCGGUCUUCCGCGCAUUCGGGCUCUCGGUGGUGCGAUUGUAGCCGCAUGUGAGUUUGCCAAUUUGCUGGCGAUUGACAUGGCCGAUGAGACGCCCGACAAGGACUCGCUGUGGGCCGGGAUGGUAGGUGAUGGGACGAAGCAGGGGGCGGAUUUCUUUAACCUCCCGCUAAACGUCACUUGCACGCUUGGUCAUGGGGCUGCCGGAGAAGAGGUGCUGCUGCGGGCUAUCUUUGACGCGGAGGUGGUUCCUCAAUGGCAGGUAUCCCGCAUGCUGGGACAGUUAGAGACCAUCCUGAACCGGCUCUCCGCGGUGGACACCCAGCAACAACUGGUUGGUGACAUCGAUCUGCUAAGCGCCGAGGACCAGACUGUUCUGCGGCAGUGGAACACGACCCCCGGCCCCUUGGUCGAACGUCGCGUGCACGAGAUGAUCUCCGAGACGCUCACGCGCCGCGGGACGUCCGAGACAGCUGUUAUCGGCUGGGACGCGACGUUGUCAGCCGGCCAACUCGAAUCACUCUCAACCGCCCUGGCCGGCGACUUGGUCUCGCGCGGGGUCGGCGCCAACGGAAAAAACCGGUUUGUCCCGUUCUGCUUUGACAAGUCGGCUUUUGCCGUGGUUGCUAUCCUGGCUGUGCUUAAGGCUGGCGCGGCGUUUGUCCCGCUCGACCCGGCGCAUCCGGUUGCGAGGUUGAGGGAGAUUGUGGGCGAUUGUGCGGCUGAGGUCGUGCUGUGCUCGCCGCGGUAUGCCGGGAGGUGCGCGGAGGUGGUGAGCACUGUGAUUCCAGUAGAUAUGGGGAUGCUCGAAGCGUUGGAGGCGAAGAGAUCCAGGAUUGCCAUCAUUCAACCAACAGCUGCGCCGAGUGACCCGGCAUAUGUCAUCUUCACCUCGGGCACGACAGGGAAGCCAAAGGGCACCAUUAUCUCCCACACGGCAUUCUGCUCCGGCGCAGCAGCCCACGGCCCGGCCAUGGGCAUGCACCCCCCCUUCCGCUUCCUGCAGUUUGCCUCGUACACCUUUGACGCGUCGCUCGUCGAGAUCAUCACGACCCUCAUGCUCGGUGGCACCGUCUGCGUUCCCCGCGAGGAGGACCGCAUCAACGGCAACAUCGCGGCGGCCAUGGAAGAGAUGGGCGUGACCAUGACCCUGCUCACGCCCUCCUUCGCCCGCGUGCUCGACCCAUCCGCCGUUCCCACUCUCAAAACGCUCAUCCUCGGCGGCGAGGCCAUGGCCCCGAGCCACCUUGCUACUUGGGCUGACAAACUGCACCUCGUCAACGCCUACGGACCGAGCGAGUGUGCCGUUGUCGCGACAGUCAACCCGCACAUGCAGCGCACCUCGAACCCGGUCAACCUUGGCCGCGGACUCGGCCGGUGCUGGAUCGUCGACCCGGACAACCAUGACCGUUUGGCGCCUGUGGGGUCCGUGGGCGAGUUGCUCGUCGAGGGCCCGACGCUGUCGAGCGGGUAUCUCCGCAACGAGGCCAAGACGCGGGAGGUGUUUAUUGAGACUCCGCGCUGGGCUGUGGAUGCUGCUCUGCGGUUUCCGGAUAUGGGUUUCUCUGGUGGUGCCCGUCGGAUGUAUAAGACGGGCGAUCUGGUGCGCAUCUGCGACGACGCGACCGGGCAGAUGGUGUACAUGGGCCGCAAAGAUGCGUCGCAGGCCAAGCUCAACGGGCAACGACUUGAGUUGGACGAGAUUGUCCACCAUCUGGCGUCUGACGAAGCUGUCCAUCACGCCAUCGUGGUGUUGCCCAAAACGGGGCCUUGCGCGAAGCGUCUCGUUGCGGUGCUUUCACUCCAAGGUUCUCAGCGACCAGUCAAGGGUCUUGAAUUGGUCAUCACGAGGACGGCUGCCUCGGCCGUGGCCAAGGUCCAGGACCGUCUGCGGGAGAAGCUACCUGCGUACAUGGUGCCAUCGACUUGGCUGGUUCUGGAGGGCAUUCCCCUGUUGCCGUCUGGCAAGCUCGACCGCAACAGCGUGGCCAAGUUUGUGGACAGUCUCAGCGAGGAGGCUCUCGACAAGAUCGCGAACGCCAGCGAGCCCGCCGAGAAGGUUGUCUCUCAGGCCCAAACCACCCAAGUCUCUCAAAUCCCUCAAACCCCCCAAAUCCCCCUCCACGAGACACUCAAGACCAUCUGGAGCCAGGUCCUCAACAUCUCACCCGACCGCAUCGGACCCAACGUCUCGUUCCUACACCUCGGCGGCGACAGCAUCACAGCGAUGCAGGUCAUGGCCAAGUGCCGCGGGCAAGGCAUCCGUGUGGCCGUCUCAGACAUCAUCAGCAGCAAGUCGGUGCACGAGCUAGCUCUCAAGGUCCAACCCAGCGCGAGUCAACAAUCUCAGCAACUUCAACCAGUCUCUGGACAGAAAGCCAGCAACAGCGAGGACCACCACGAGUUCGACCCAUCGCCAAUCCAGCAGCUCUUCUUCCAGGCCAUGCACGUCAAUCCAUCCCAGGGCACCUCCCAGGGAUCACACUUCAACCAAAGCGUGCUCCUCCGCCUAGCCAAGAAGACCAACGCCCACGACCUAGCCCGCGGCCUGCACGCUCUGGUGGAAUCCCACUCCAUGUUGCGCGCCCGCUUCCGCCGCGACGGUCUCGGCCAUUGGCGGCAACGCAUCACUACCGACGUCAGCGGGUCAUACCGGUUCAAGACUCAUUCUCUACGCAGCGUCAGCCGGAUGGAGAAGCGGAUUCGCAGUUCGCAGACGGCACUUGACUUUGAACGGGGGCCGUUGAUGGCUGCGGAUUGGUUCAGUAUCACUGGACAAGAAGACAAUGAUGAGAAUUCCGGUGAUGACGAAGUGUACGUGUUUAUCGCCGUGCAUCACUUGGUCGUGGACGUCGUAUCGUGGGGUAUCCUGCUGCAAGACCUGGAAGACUUCUUGGCGACCGGGUCGAUCAAAGCCCCCCCGUCGUUGUCCUUCCAGACAUGGACACGCCAGCAAUCGGAGCGCGCGCAGGACGAGAAGAACGGGGCUGCGCUGCUGCCGCGUCGUGAGACGGCCGAUGCCGAUCUGGUGUAUUGGGGUAUGUCUGGCGGCGCGUCGUCGAAUGCACAUGGCGAUGUGUUGCAUGCUGAAGCGGUUGAGCUCGAUGUUGCUACGACAUCUCAGCUGCUAGGUGCGGACUGUCAUGCGCCAAUGGGCACAGAGGUGUUGGAUGUGCUGUUGGCUGUCUUGUUGUUGUCGUACCGCAACGCGACCGACGGCCGAAAGGGUGUGCCGACUAUCUACAAUGAGGGCCACGGGCGUGAAGUGUGGGAUGGUGCGAUGGAUGUGUCGCGGACUGUUGGGUGGUUUACUACGCUGUAUCCGGUGCAUUUGCCGGAUGAGUCGUCGUCUGACGACGACCUGAUCACGGCGGUCCGCUGGGUCAAGGACUACCGCGCACGCCUCGCAGGCAAGGGCCGACCGUACUUUGCCUACCGGAUGCUGACUGCCGACGGCCGGGCCGCCUACGACAAAGGCUGGCCGGUCGAGGUCGCCUUCAAUUACCUCGGCCAGAUGCAGAAUCUCAGCCGGACCGACAACUUCCUGCAAGCUGCGGACCACAGCAUCGACACGUCUGACGUCGGCAACAGCGUCCCCCGCCUGGCGCUAAUCGAGGUCUCGGCAGUCGUGGCCAACGGACAGAUGACGCUGUCGUUUGCCUACAACAAGCACAUGAAACACCACGACUCGAUCCACCGGUGGGUGCGCGAGUGCCAGUCUCUCCUCUCCAGUGCACCUAGCGCACUAGCGCAGCACUCGCAGGCCCAGACCCUCAGCGCGUUCCCGCUGCUGUCGCUCAGCUACUACGGCCUUGAUAGUCUCGAACACCGGCUGCAGGAAGCCGGUGUGGCUCUGCGCGAGGUCGAGGACAUCUACCCCUGCUCGCCGAUGCAGCGUGGGCUCCUGCUCAGCCAGAUGCGGGAUCCGCACAAGUAUGGGUACUCGGCUGUGUUUGAGGUUGGGUCGUCACUUGGAAAGGGGGUGGAUGCGGAGAAGCUGGCCAGUGCAUGGCAGGCUGUGGUCCGUCGACAUGCGACGCUGCGGACCAUCUUUGUUGACGCCGUUGGUGAUGAAGGGCUGAUGGACCAGGUUGUGUUGCGGGAGGCUACCGGUCGGGUUCAACUCUUGGAGGUGAAUUCCGAAGACGCCAUCCAGACCCUGCAAUCCCUGGACAACAUCGACUACCGCGACAAGGUUCCCCCUCACCGGCUGUCGAUCUGCACAAACAAAAGCACCGGCCAGGUUGUGUGUCGUCUCGACAUCAGCCACACCAUCUCGGACGGCUCGUCGAUGCCGAUCUUGCUCGAUGACCUCGCAGCUGCGUACGGUAAUGACAUCAUCAACAAGCCUGUCCCAGCCUACCGCGAGUAUAUUGCCCACCUCCAGGCGCAGCCCAGGGAUGAAAGCCUUGGCUACUGGAAGGGGUACCUCUCAGGUGCCGAGCCGUGUCUGUUCCCGGUCUUGUCCGCGGGACAGCAGAAAGAGAAGGGCGACAACAACAAAGAGUCACUCGGGGCUCACAUGGUUACGCUGGAGAACCCUUCCCAAAUCCAGGCAUACUGCCGCACCUCGGGCGUGACUUUGUCCACCCUACUGCAGCUAGCCUGGGCCCUCGUCGUCCGCUCCUACACCGGCUCCGACGAGGUGCUGUUCGGCUACCUCGCCUCGGGCCGCGACAUUCCAGUCCCGCACAUGGAACACGCCGUGGGAGCACUCAUCAACAUGCUCGUGUGCCGGCUGCAACUCCCGGCCGAAGCCGAAGUCGGCGACGUGCUGGAGACGAUGCGAGCCGACCUUGCAGGGGCCCUGGCGCACCCGAGUUGCUCUCUGGCGGAGAUGCAGCAUGCCGUGCAGACACCGGUGUUGUUCAACACUGCGUUUACCUACCAGCGGCGCAGCGGGGGUGGGAGUGGGGGAGGACAGGAAAACGACAAUACCCUCCGCUACCGCGUCCUGGAUGCACACGACCCCAGCGAGUACGCCGUGGCCGUCAACGUCGAGGCCACAGACGCCGCGGUCGAGAUCCACUUCAGCUACUGGCGCCACACCGUCUCAGACACCCACAUCCAGCAUAUCGGAGCGGCCUUUGCCCAGGCCGUGGCCGAUCUGGUGUCGGAGAACAACGACAACACCGACGACCGCACCAUCGGUGAUGUGAGCCUGGUCGGCCCGACUGCGAUCCAACAGAUUCGGGCGUGGAACGACUACGAACUGCCCCGUGUCGAGCAGUGCGUGCACGAUCUUGUGUCGCAGCAUGUGCUCUCCCACCCGGACAGCCCAGCGGUGUGCGGCUGGGACGUGUCGUUUACGUAUGCCGAGCUGGACAGGGCUGCUACAACACUCGCCCGCCGUUUGGUAGACCUGGACAUUGGCCCCGAAGUGUUUGUGCCGCUGUGCUUUGACAAGUCCGCCUGGACGGUGGUUGCGCAGUUGGGUGUGCUCAAGGCCGGGGGCGCGUUUGUCAACCUCGAUCCGAGUUUCCCGGAGACCCGUCUCCAGGGCCUGGUUGAGGAUGUCGGCGCUUCGGUGGUGCUGUGUUCGGAGCAGCACCGGGAGAAGAUGGCCAAGAUCGCGGAGACUGUAAUGGUCGUGGACGAGGGGAUCCUCACUGCCAACCCUAACCCUGUUCACUUCCCACGCAACAACACCAACACAACUCCCCCGUUUAUUUCUCCCGCCUUACCAUCUAACCCGGCCUACGUCAUCUUCACCUCGGGCACCACCGGCAAACCCAAAGGCACGGUGGUCGAGCACGGCGCCUUCAGCACCGGCGCCCUGGCCCACGCUGCGGCCAUGUUCAUGCACCGCGAGUCGCGCGUGCUGCAAUUCGCGUCCUACACCUUCGACGCCAGCAUCAUGGAGACUCUCUCGUGCUUGCUAGUCGGCGGCUGCGUGUGUGUGCCCUCAGACGAAGCCCGCAUGGACGAUGUAGCCGCCGUGAUCCGCGACAUGCGCGUCACCUGGACCUUACUCACCCCCAGCGUGGCCAGCACCCUGCGUCCGGAACGCGUCGCGUGUCUGCAAACGCUGGUUACCGGCGGCGAGGCCAUGGCCCCGGGCCAUAUCGAGCGCUGGGGUACUCGGUGUGCGUUGGUGAAUGCGUACGGCCCGACGGAGUGUUCUGUGGUGGCCACCACGAGCACUAAGGUGGAUGAGGCCCGGCGGGUGUGUGAUAACGACCGGGCGAAUAUUGGUGCUGCUGUUGGUGGGCGCGUUUGGGUGGUCGAUGCCCAGGACUACCACCGGCUGGUGCCUGUGGGCGCGGUCGGGGAGUUGGUCGUGGAGGGCCGGCUUGUUGCGCGCGGGUACCUCAACAACAAGGAGCAGACGGCUAAGGUGUUUGUCCGCUCACCGGCUUGGACCCGUACUCGGGGCCUGGCUUCUCUCUGGAAACAACAACAAGAACACACGCAGAGAGCAGAAGGACCCCAGAGGAUGUACCGCACCGGCGACCUCGUCCGUUACAACGCCGACGGCACCAUCUCAUACAUCUCGCGCAAGGACACGCAGAUCAAGCUCAAUGGCCGACGCAUCGAGCUAGGCGAGAUGGAGUUCCACUGUCGCGCGGGGCUGCCGUCCGAUGCGCAGUCCGCCGUCGAGGUCGUCAACAGCGCGGGGUCCAAGGUCAAGACCCUCGCCGUCUUCUUCUGCGUUUCCCGGACUACCGGCACAGCCUUCUCAAUGCUCCCACUGGACGACACCACGCGGAACCUCGCGCUGGCCGCCGAAGCCCACAUGGCUGUGCAGCUACCUUCGUACAUGGUCCCGCAGCUGUUCGUCCCCGUGUCGGUCAUGCCAUGGACCACGGCUGGCAAACUCGACCGCCGACAGCUGCGCAAUGCUCUUGAGCAGGCCAGUCGGGAGGUUGUCAGCGGAUAUCGUCUGUCCAAGGUCGCACCAGGCACAUCAGCAGGAAACACCCGCCCGGCUAGCGAGACGGAAAAGAAACUGCAGGCUCUGUGGGAGUCUGUCCUGGGUCUCACUGCAGGAUCGGUCUCGGCUGGGGAUAGCUUCUUCCGGCUGGGUGGUGAUUCCCUCGCGGCCAUGCGGCUGGUGGGCGCUGCCCGGGCACGCAAGAUGAACUUGACAGUGCUGGACGUGUUUGAGAAGCCGGUUCUCGCCAACAUGGCCCGCAUAUGCGGUGGUGCCGAGGUUUCAACUGCCCCUGUUAAAGACCUCAAGCCCUUCUCGCUGGUUCAGGGGAAUGUCAACGUCAACGACCUGCUCGACCUCGUCUCUUCCCAAUGCCAGGUCGCCCCCGAGCAGAUCCAGGACAUGUACCCGUGCAGUCCUCUGCAGGAGGGUCUUGUCACGCUUGCGAGCACCCAGGCCGGCGCGUACGUGGCCGUUCACACGUUGUCACUGCCCGACGACAUCGAUAUGCGCCAGUUCCGGGCUGCGUGGCAGACCGUGGUCGACGAGACGGAUAUCCUCCGCACUCGCAUCUUGCACACCGGUGCGUCUGGCUUCCUCCAGGUGGUCACCUCCCCUAAGCCUAUCGAAUGGCAUGAGGAUGUCUCCGUGGAAGACGCAACUGUCCAAGGACAAUCCCUCGGCUCCCAGACCGGCGGCCCCCUGACCCGAUUCGCCAUCGUCCGCAAACCCGACGGAUCCGGGCACGACUUCGUCUGGGGCAUCCACCACGCCCUCUACGACGGCUGGAGCAUGCGUCUGCUCGCCCAGCGCGUGCAGGAUGUCUACCACAGCCUGCUCUCGGUCACGCAACAAACAACUACCUCCGGAACGCCGUACGCCCACUUCAUCCGCUAUCUAGCUGGCCGCGACCAGAACGCGUCUGAGGCCUUCUGGAAAGCGUCACUCCACGGCGCCUCGGUGUCUCACUUCCCUCAACCAGCGCAUCGCCGAGCCAGCAUGAACAAGACACCCAGCUUCCGUGUCGAGACCCGCGCCAUCAACUUGGGCAGCGGCCGUCCUCGCAGCGGGAUUCUGACGGAUAUCACGCCGCCGACCCUCGUCCGCGCCGCCUGGGCCGUGCUGCUCGCUGCCUACACCGGCGUUGACGACGUCACCUUUGGUGAGACCCUCGCCGGGCGGAACAUUGACCUCCCCGGGGCGUCCGUGUCUGUGGCCGAUAUCUCCGGGCCGACGUUCAGCACCGUGCCGACUCGCGUGAAUGUCGACAGCCGCUUGUCUCUUGUGGAAUUUUUCAAGGGUCUGCAUACUAUGGCCGGCCAGGUCGUGCCGCAUCAGCAUCUGGGUCUACAGCGGAUUGCGCAGCUCGAGGGAUGCGCGGCUGCUUGUGGGUUCCAGAAUCUAUUGGUAAUUCAGACUGCGUCGCAAGGUCAAAAUACCACGGAGUCUACAUCUACAGAGUGGGACUUUGACAGUACCUCCAACAGCUUCUUCACACACCCUCUCGUUGUGGAAUGCACCGCUUCUGAGUCUGUCGUCGAGGCUACCUUCCACUACGACGAGACUGUCCUGUCUUCGUGGCACUCCCGGCGCAUGAUCCACCAGUUGGAUGCUGUGCUGCAGCGUUUGGUGAAGGCAUGUGAGUCUGACUCAGACGCGACAACACUCGGUGACAUCCACGCUCUUAGUCCCGAGGAUCAAUCUCUGCUCUCUCGCUGGCGUCGGGCUGCCAAGACCUCUAGCAUUGUUGACCAGUGCAUCGAGAGAAACGCCAAUAAAUCAACCGCAAAUACCACAGCCUGGUGCGUGGUGGAUGUGCGAGAGAAUGACAACACACAACUCGCCCCCAUCGGCGCCAUCGGCGAACUCGCCAUCGGUGGUGCUACACCCACCACGGCAACCCGCACCGGCGAGCUAGUCCGCUACCGUCCCGACGGCUCGCUCGAACAUCUCGGCCGCAAGGACAGCCAGGUGCAGGUCCAGGGUCAACGCUUGGCCCUGGCCGAUGUGGAGAAUCAGUUGGUUGCUGAUCGCAAGGUUACGAGGGCCGCUGUGGUGCAGCCGAACAGGGGAGCGUGUAAGAAGAUGCUGGUUGCUGUUGUUACGCUUGCUCGGUUCCGUUCGUCUGCUUCACCGUCUUCUCGGGUGGCUGAACUGAACGGCUCAGCUGAACACAUGGCAACGGCCCGGUCCGAUGUGGAUGAGAUUCGGACGAGACUGCGGGACAGACUGCCGCAUUACAUGGUUCCUGGCGCGUGGAUUGUCCUAGAGGGCAUGCCGAGUCUUGCCGGAGAGCUAGACCGAGAAGAAUUGAUGAAUUGGGUGGAGGGAUUGAGUAACGAAGAGUAUGACCGCAUUGCGAGACUUGGUCUCAAGGAAAAGGAUGAGAAGGAGGUGGAUGGCCCAGUCAAGACGUUGCGAGACAUCUGGGCCAAGGAGUUGAAUGUGCCGGUUGGGCAGAUCAAGUUGAAUGAGCCGUUUCUUGCUCUGGGCGGUGACAGCAUCCGGGCCAUGGGCGUCGUCUCUCGCGCCCGCCUCGCCCACAUCAAGCUUUCCGUCCAGGACGUGCUGCGGGCCGGCUCUGUCGUGCAUCUCACCCAACUUGCCAAGAGCCUCCCAUCCGGCACGAAGACGGAGAACACCCAAAAGACCGACACGCCGUUCGCGUUGUCGCCGAUCCAGACGCUAUACUUCCAGUCGGCCCAGCAGUACGGCGGUCACAGCCGGUUCAACCAGAGUAUUACACUGGGUGUGUCUCGCAGCGUCUCUACUGAGGCCAUCAAGAAGGCCCUCGGAACGCUUGUCCAGCGCCAUGGCAUGCUCCGGGCGCGGUUUACCAAGAAUCUGUGGGAGCAGCAAUAUACCAAGGCCCCAUCAUACUGUGCUGAGCACCCUAUUCGCUCCCGCAGCGAGAUCCCGGCGAUCGUGGCCACCGCACAAGCCAGCCUCUCGCCUGAACACGGCCCGGUCUUCCGGGCCGACCUCCUCAGCAUCCCCGGCCAAGACACCAUCGUGUCUCUUGUAGCCCACCAUUUGUGCAUCGACAUCGUCUCGUGGCGCAUCAUCGUCCAGGACCUCACCCAGCUACUCGAAGGUGGCGUCCUGUCCGACAUGCCGCUUUCGUUCCAGGCUUGGUGUGCCCAGCAGGCGGCGCACAACAAGACGGUUAAUCCGACGACGCUACUUCCGUUUGAAGAGACGGCGGCCGAUCUUGGCUACUGGAACGCGCGUGGACCAUUUACCUAUGGCCGGACCAAGACCGAAACAUUUGCGCUUGACGAGACCACCACGGGCCUGGCCCUGGGCGCAUCCCACAAGGCAUUCCGCUCGGAGCCUGUCGAUCUCAUUCUUGCGGCCAUCGUACACGCUUUCUCCGCCAAUUUCCCCGACAGGAACGUGCCGACGCUGCACAUGGAGACCCACGGCCGCGAGGCCCCCGAGGGAUCUGGACUGGACUUAACCCAGACUGUCGGGUGGUUCACCACCAUCUGCCCGCUCGUUGUGGCAUCUGGUACACCAGACGCCCUCGACACCCUCCGCCGGACCAAGGAUGCGCGGAGAAGCAUCCCGCAAAACGGACGGCCGUACUUUGCUCACAAGUACCUCGGGGCAUCUAACAAGACAUGGGCUCCGAUGGAGAUUCUGUUCAACUAUCUGGGCGGUGGUGUCGGUCAACAACAAGAAAAGAACGAUGACACCUCGCUGGUCCGCUCCAUCGACCUCGACCUCACCGACCCAUCCACCGCCGACGUCGGUCCCGAGACCCAGCGACUAGCCCUAUUCGAGAUCUCAGCCGCCGUGGUCCACAAUAAGCUGCAGUUCACUUUCGUCUACGACUCUGCGCUCUCCUGCGGACCUCAGAUCCUGCGCUGGAUCCGCGCCUGCAAAGCCACCCUCGCAGCCAUGGCCCGCACCCUGGCACAGCACCCCGCAGAGCCCACUUUGAGCGACUACCCGCGUCUGCCACUGACCUACGCCAGCCUGCGCGCCCUGACCGACGUCGCGCUGCCCCGGGCCGCCCGUGGGCUCGUGGCUCGCGGUGGUAACUCCGUCCUGGCUGCGGUCGAGGACAUGUACCCGUGCACGCCGGUGCAGGAGGGCAUGCUCAUCAGCCAGCUGCGCAACCCAGACGCCUAUGUCUUCCACGCGGUGUACCGUCUCGCGCACACCCGGGGUAACCAAAUCAACGCUUCAAGGCUGGCCAAGGCAUGGCAGACGGUGGUCGAUCGCCACGCUGCGCUGCGGACCCUGUUUGUUGAGAGUGUCCGUCGUGGUGGUGUGUUUGACCAGGUCGUUCUCCGCAAGGCCGACUGCUGUGCGGUGUUGCUGCAGAGUCACACCGACGCCGAGGCCGCGCAGAAACUGGCCCAGGUCACCCUCCGCUCAGCCACACACCCGCUGCCACACCAGCUGGCCCUCUGCACGACUUCUAGUGGAGCAGUCCUCCUCAAACUCGAGGUCAACCACGCCAUAAUUGACGGCGGAUCCCUGGCCAUCAUCCUCGGUGAACUGGCCGCCGUGUACACCGGCACUUUGCAGGUGACGCCCGCCCCGCUGUACAGCGACUACGUGCAGCACAUCGUCAGAAAACCAGCCGACCAAGCCAGCGCCUACUGGCGGAACUACCUCCAGGGCCUCGCACCCUGCCACGUCCCCAACCUGGACCUAAACAACAGUAGCGCCCUCACCCUCGUAGCUGCUGACCCAUCGUCAUCGUCAGCGUCCUCGCGGUCCCUCAACGCCACCACUCUCCCCUUCACCCGCUACACCGCGCUCCGCCAGCUCUCUACCCGCACGCACGUCACGCUCGCUAACAUCAUGCACACCGCCUGGGCUCUGGUCUUGCGCGCCUACACGGGUGCUGAUGACGUGUGCUUUGGGUAUCUGACCGCGGGUCGGGAUGCGCCAGUGGAGAACAUCGCGAGGACGGUCGGGACGCUGAUCAAUAUGCUCUGUUGCCGCGUCCGGGUCUCCUCUGUUGCAGGGAAGCAGACAUCCCUGGAAGAGAUUGUGAGACAGACUCAAGAAGAGUACCUGCAGAGUCUGCAGUUCCAGCACUGCUCGCUGGCGCUGGUGCAGCAUGAGUUGGGGAUGGCGGGACGGCCGUUGUAUAACACGUCGAUUUCGAUUCAGAAUCAUGGGGAGGCGAAGGAGGAGGAAGACACGGAAACGUUGGUGUUUGAUAUGGAGAAGGCGCAUGAUCCGAGUGAGUACGCCAUCACGGUCAACAUCGAGACCUCCGCCGGCAGCGAGGGCUGCGUGCUGCGCUACUGGUCGGACCUUGUCGGCGACGAGCAAGCCCAGCAGAUGGCCCGCACCAUGGGGCGCAUCCUCGACGCCUUUGUCGACCAACCCGGGCUAUCCCUCGCCGGGCUCGAUGCCAUGCUCCAGACACUGCCGACACGACAAGCCGAACAAGAACGCACUAUCGACCAUUCCGAGAGCGACAUGGUCGUGUCGCUCCCGUCUAGCCCAUUGCCCAACCUGAUUGACCCGACGGCCGGCCACAUUGAGGCCCCCGAGCAGAUCCUGCUCUCCCUCUGGAGCACCCUCUUGGACCGACCCACAGCAUCCAUCGCGGCCCACGACAGCUUCUUCGACCUCGGCGGCGACAGCAUCACCGCCAUGCGACUCGCUGGUGAGGCCCGCGAUAAUGGCCUCUCUCUUACGGUGGCCGACGUCUUCCGCGCGCCGACCUUUGAUGCCAUGCUGGGCCGCAUUCACGCCAGCAUGCCCGUCAUGCCCGUACUGGAGGACGUUCCUGAAGAGGAUCUCACCCCAGACCUCGUCUUCAGCCCCGAACUCGACAGCGGCGGCACUCUCACCCCCCUGACCCCGCUAUCGCUGCAGACCACUUCGACCUCGACCCCGCGCGACUCGUACGAGCGCUUCUCGCUGCUAGCCGCCGUGGCCAAGUCCAACGUCGACGCCUUCCUGCAGGCCCGCAUCGUGCCCCAAGUGUGCGUCUUUAGGGGUGGCAUCUCCGACGUGCUGCCCGCUACCGACUUCCAGGCCCUGUCUGUGGCCGGUGCCUUGCUCGAGUCCCGCUGGAUGCUCAACUCGUUCUACCUCGACGGCUCCGGGCCCCUUAACUUGGUCCAGCUCAAGCGCGCCUGCUUCGCUCUUGUGCAGGCCUUUGACAUCCUGCGCACCGUUUUUGUGCCGUCGGGGGGGCGGUUCUUGCAGGUUGUUCUGCGCACCCUGCGUCCGGCGUUCCGCGUCAUCGAGACCGAAUCCCCGCUGGAGACCUUCCAGAUUGGUGACGAGAAGAGUCAAGGCGAAGACAACGGAGUGAACACGGAUAUGGGCGACACCGAUAACGAUAGCGACCCCCAGCUGGGCGAGCCCUUCGUCGCCUUCACCGUGGUCAAGCACCUGCCCAGCCGCCGCCACCGGCUCUACCUGCGCCUGUCCCACGCCCAGUAUGACGGCGUGUGCUUCCCCAAGAUCCUCGCCGCGCUGCAAGCGGCCUACCAAGGAGAAACCGUGCCCCGCCCGCCGACCUUCGCCCACUACCUGCGUGCGUCUGCUGGGGCAUUGACCUCAGAACACUACCAGCACUGGACCCAGCUGCUGGCGGGAGCCUCCAUGACCGAGAUUGUGCGCCGCCAGGGACCCAACUACCGGGGGACAUCCACAAAGACCACCACGACGACCCUGAGACAAACCGUCCGCAUCCCGCCCAUCACCUCGGGCGGUAUCACCACCGCGACCGUCGUCAAGGCCGCCUGGGCCUACGUGCUCGCCCAAGCGUCCGCCACCUCCGACGUCGUUUUCGGCCACACCAUCAGCGGCCGCAACGCCGCCGUGCCGGGGGUCGCCAACAUGGUCGGGCCCUGUCUCAACCUGGUCCCCGUGCGCGUCCGAUUCCACGACGGGUCAGAGGACACCGACGGUAACACUGAGGAUAGCGCAGAGGGCAUCACGGUCCGCGCACUCCUCCGCCAGGUGCAGGACCAGCAGGUCGCCAACAUGGCUCACGAGGUUCUCGGCUUCCGUGAGAUCAUCCGCCAUUGUACCCCCUGGCCGCGCUGGACGACGUUUGCAUCCACCGUGCAGCACCAGAACCUCGAGGGCGGUGCCGGUGGUAGCGGUCAAACCAUCCGCAUGGGCGGGGUCGAGUACACCUUCGGGUGUGCGUCGACGGCCCAGGAGGAGUUUGCCGAUAUUGCUAUUUUCUCGCAGCCGGCCCCAGUUCCCGUUACCGCCAACAACACUGGGCAUAGGUACAACAACAACAACGCAGACCACUUCGAAAUCAUGCUCAGUUUCGCCGAAGGCGGACCCGUCCCCCGCAUCUUCGCCGACCGCGCCCUCGGCCUGCUCUGCCGCACCGCCCAGCGCUUCGCCAGCAACCCGGACCUGGCCCUGCCCUCGGCCGCCGACCUGUGCGCACGGUGCCCCCAGCUGCCGUUUGAGUUGCCGCUCUACCGGACCUCCAAGUUCCAGGAGGAGACAAAUACAGACUCCGGGCUGGAGCAUCUGAAUAACGCUCAGGUGAAUGAGUUGACUGCCUUUGUGGGCAAUGCCUGGCGUGAGGUGCUCGAUCUCCCGGAGACGGACAAUGUCUCAGUUGAGAAAACAACCUCCUUCUUUGCUCUUGGUGGGGAUAUAAUUGGCUUAGCCCAGCUGGCCUGGCUGCUCAGCCAUCCCAACACCACCACCACAUACUACAGAAAUAACCUCGCCAACGCCAACCCCAACAAACCCCCGCCGCGUCUUGAAGAACUCAUCGAGACACCUACCUUGGCUGGCCACAUGGCCCUCCUAGCGCGGAAUAUCCCCGCUGGUGUACCGGAUUCUAUGACUGCUGCAGCUGAGUCCGUGCCUGGAGUGCCAGGGAUGGAGAGAACCAAGAGCAUGUUUAUGCUUGGAGGAGGGGUUGCGAAGAAGAUGAAGGGGGAGGAUGGAUCGUCGAGGUUGAAGUUGGGGCGGGCCAUGGGGUUGGUGAAGAAGCGGUUGCAGGGGAGGAAAGGGGAUGUGCAGAUUGUUGAGUAA
Molecule: messenger RNA, 23340 nt
Organism: Dichotomopilus funicola
Lineage: Eukaryota; Fungi; Ascomycota; Sordariomycetes; Sordariales; Chaetomiaceae
Product: putative nonribosomal peptide synthase
Exons: 10
Coding region: 1-23340 (7779 amino acids)
Molecular function (GO): phosphopantetheine binding; catalytic activity
Source: RefSeq, a predicted model, not a curated record